UCGAAGUGCCGUUACCAUGGCUAUGGGAUUUUCUAGAGUCCCCUUGCUCCGGCGGCUCCCCGUUUCUUAUCCGGCGCUACCUUAUUCUUCAUCACUUCAAUCCAACCGUAAAAUCAACAUCUCCGCCUCUCUUUCUACAACCGAAGAAUCUACUUCUUCUCUGAUUCAGCAUACACCAGUCCGUACCCGGUGGAAGCCAAUGUGUCUCUAUUUUACUCAAGGUAAGUGCACUAAGAUGGAUGAUCCUCUGCAUAUUGAUACGUUUAAUCAUAAUUGCUCGUUAGAGCUUAUGCGAAAUGCUGCUAGACUUGAGAAUUUGAAGCAGCAGGAGUUUGAGUACUUUUUGGUGCUUGAUUUGGAGGGUAAAGUUGAGAUUCUGGAGUUUCCUGUUCUACUUUUUGAUGCUAAAACCAUGGAUGUGGUUGACUUGUUCCAUAGGUUUGUGAGGCCAACAAAAAUGCACGAAGAAAGAAUAAAUCAAUAUAUAGAAGGGAAAUAUGGAAAGCUAGGAGUUGAUCGUGUCUGGCAUGAUACAGCUAUACCAUUUGCGGAAGUUAUCGAGCAGUUUGAAGUUUGGCUAGGUGAACGCCAGUUGUGGAGAAAUGAACUGGGUGGCUGUCUUAAUAAUGCUGCCUUUGUUACUUGUGGGAACUGGGAUCUGAAGACUAAAGUUCCCCAGCAGUGCACCGUAGCAGGGAUGAAAUUGCCACCGUAUUUCAUGGAAUGGAUUAAUCUGAAGGAUGUGUUUCUGAACUUCUACAAGAGGAGGGCGCCAGGAAUGCUCUCAAUGAUGAGGGAACUCCAGAUUCCUUUGUCUGGAAGCCAUCACCUUGGAAUAGAUGAUUCAAACAACAUAGCAAGAGUAAUACACCACAUGCUAACUGAUGGUGCCGUUUUGCAGUUAACAGCUAAAAGAAACCCCCGUUCUCCUGAAAAAGUUGAAUUUCUUUUUAAGAAUCGCAUUGUAUAACUAUUUCCUGCUGAACCAUUUUGUUAUCACCGAAUGUUCUCAAGUUUCAGUUGAGGUCUGUUGUAUUCUGUGAAGCAUCACGGCCACUCAUGCGCGCCCCGACUCUGCCAAGAC
Solanum verrucosum is the source of this 1084-nucleotide messenger RNA. RefSeq lists its product as uncharacterized. Lineage: Eukaryota; Viridiplantae; Streptophyta; Magnoliopsida; Solanales; Solanaceae. The record is from RefSeq and is a predicted model, not a curated record. Gene Ontology annotation, biological process: exonucleolytic trimming to generate mature 3'-end of 5.8S rRNA from tricistronic rRNA transcript (SSU-rRNA, 5.8S rRNA, LSU-rRNA). Gene Ontology annotation, molecular function: 3'-5'-RNA exonuclease activity; nucleic acid binding. The coding region runs from base 17 to 970 and encodes 317 amino acids. The transcript has 6 exons.